Molecule: messenger RNA, 246 nt
Organism: Cooperia oncophora
Lineage: Eukaryota; Metazoa; Nematoda; Chromadorea; Rhabditida; Trichostrongylidae
Source: the annotation of a GenBank genome assembly
AUGAACUCCAUCAACCUCUCAUUACUCCUGAUCUCUUUAUUGGUAGCAGUAGCACAAGGAUAUUACACAUACUAUUACUACUAUCCCUCCAACAACAAUAAUGCUGGAACAACAUACUACUACUAUCCCAGUAAUGGGAACAAUAACUACAAUACAAAUGGAUAUUAUUAUGAUAGUGGCUCGUCUAACUAUUACAACCCCUACGCCACCACCUAUUACUACACCCCGAGUGGAUGCAGCAAUUGU